UGUACCAGAAAAAUCUCUAUCUUAUGUUGAUUGGUUAAGAUUUUUGCGGGUAGUGUUUAAAACUGGUAUAGUUGUUGUGUGGUACAGUUACUUGUGGUAGGCCUAGUUGUGGUUCAGUUGUCAUAAAGUAGAGGAUUUUUCUGGUACACUUAUUAAUGUUCCAUCAAUAUUUAUAAUAUUUUUGUGGUUAGAAAUUUUUGUUUUAUUUGAUAAAAACAAAAAAAUGUCGUCAAAAAGAAGAUAUAUUUCAAAUAAUGAUAAAAGUGAUUCAGAUUCCGAGGACGGUUAUGUUCCGUAUGUCCCAGUGAAAGAACGUAAAAAGCAACAAUUAAUGAAAUUAGGACGAUUAGGACAAUUAAGAGAAGAGGGUGUUAUUGGUACUGUUGGAAAAAGCAGCAGUGAAAAUGAAAAAGACGAUGGAGAUGAUGAAGAUGAUGGACAAGUAUGGGGAAGAAAAUCAAAUAUUUCUCUUUUAGAUCAACAUACUGAAUUAAAAAAAUUAGCUGAAGCUAAAAAGGAAAGUGCGCUGGAAAAACAAUUAAAAGAGGAAGAGAAAAUUCUUGAAAGUGUUGCUGAAAAUAAAGCUUUGAUGGGUGUAGCUGAGUUGGCUAAAGGAAUACAAUAUGAGGAACCAAUAAAAACAAGUUGGCGUCCACCUAGAGGAAUUAUUAGUCUAGGUCAACCUCGGCAUGAAAGAAUAAGAAGAAAAAUGAGAAUUUUAGUUGAAGGAACAGAUGUUCCACCACCAUUGUGUAGUUUUAAAGAAAUGAAAUUUCAUCGUGGUAUAAUUCGUGGUUUAGAACAUAAAGGUAUUAUAAAACCCACUCCAAUUCAAGUACAAGGUAUUCCGACAGUUUUAUCUGGUCGUGACAUGAUUGGAAUUGCCUUUACUGGUAGUGGUAAAACUUUAGUAUUUGUUUUACCUCUAAUAAUGUUUUGUCUUGAGCAAGAAGUAGGAAUGCCAUUUAUACGUAACGAAGGUCCUUAUGGAUUAAUUAUUUGUCCUUCACGAGAAUUGGCAAAACAAACAUACGACAUUAUACAGUAUUACACAAACAGUUUAAAAUCCGAAAAUUGUCCUGAAAUUCGAAGUUGUCUUGCUAUUGGUGGAGUUCCUGUUUCAGAGUCUCUUGAAAUAAUAAACAAAGGAGUUCAUAUAAUGGUCGCAACACCCGGACGAUUGAUGGAUAUGUUAGAUAAAAAAAUGGUUAAAUUAAAUUCAUGUCGUUAUCUUUGUAUGGAUGAGGCUGAUCGAAUGAUUGAUAUGGGUUUUGAAGAAGAUGUUAGAACGAUAUUUUCAUUUUUUCGAGGUCAACGUCAGACUCUUUUAUUCUCAGCGACUAUGCCGAAAAAAAUUCAAAAUUUUGCCCGAUCUGCUCUUGUAAAACCAGUGACAAUAAAUGUUGGACGCGCUGGUGCAGCAUCGAUGAAUGUAAUUCAAGAAGUUGAGUAUGUUAAACAAGAAGCUAAAAUUGUUUAUUUAUUAGAAUGUCUUCAGAAAACAACACCACCUGUAUUAAUUUUUGCUGAAAAAAAACAAGAUGUUGACGCUAUUCACGAGUAUCUUUUAUUAAAAGGCGUUGAAGCAGUCGCUAUUCAUGGUGGUAAAGAUCAAGAAGAACGAUCAAGAUCAGUUGAAGCAUUUCGAGCUGGACGUAAAGAUGUUCUUGUUGCUACUGAUGUUGCUUCUAAAGGUUUAGAUUUUGCUGAUGUUCAGCAUGUUAUCAACUACGACAUGCCUGAUGAUGUAGAAAAUUAUGUCCAUCGAAUUGGAAGAACUGGACGAUCUGGUAAAACGGGAAUUGCUACAACUUUUAUUAAUAAAUCAAAUGAUGAGUCUGUUUUGCUUGAUCUUAAACAUUUGUUGAUGGAAGCUAAACAAAAAGUACCACCAUUUCUACUUGAGCUUUGUUCUGAAAAUGAAAAAUACCUUAAUCUUGGAGAUGAAAGAGGAUGUAGUUACUGUGGUGGUCUUGGUCACAGAAUAACUGAAUGUCCCAAACUGGAAGCUAUUCAAAAUAAACAGGCAUCAAAUAUUGGUCGUCGUGAUUAUUUGGCAAGCAAUGCUGCUGAUUAUUAAGAUUACUCUUUUAAAAUACAAAUAUAUAUAUUCUUAAACAAAAAUUUCAUUUCGACUUGAGCUAUAAUUUUUUUUUUUUUAUUUUGUAUAUAUUUAUGUAUAUAAAUUACUAUGAAAAAAACAUAUAUUUGUUUUUUUAAAUAAAAAUAAUAAUUAAGUCUAA
This is a messenger RNA of Microplitis demolitor, 2243 nucleotides long. It is a transcript of the gene abs, whose product is annotated as ATP-dependent RNA helicase abstrakt. Gene Ontology annotation, biological process: mRNA splicing, via spliceosome. The coding region runs from base 224 to 2080 and encodes 618 amino acids. Gene Ontology annotation, cellular component: spliceosomal complex. The transcript has 3 exons. NCBI's taxonomy places the organism in Eukaryota, Metazoa, Arthropoda, Insecta, Hymenoptera, Braconidae. Gene Ontology annotation, molecular function: RNA binding; ATP binding; RNA helicase activity. The record is from RefSeq and is a predicted model, not a curated record.